AUGAAAAGGAGUGGGUACUUGAGGCAUUACUCACUUGCUUUCAAUCCGAGCAACUUCACAAGAGUAAGAUGCAGUAGUGAACAGACAAAUAUCAGCGACUUGGAUGAUGCAGAUUUUGAGUUUCUUGACAGUUUUGUUGCUGUUGUUCUGGAUAUGCACAUUAACAGCAAUGGAUUCACCAUGAUGACAAACAGUUCGGAAUUCACAGAUGUACUUCAGUCACGAGAUCCGUGUGUUAGCAAUGGAGUAGUGAUUAGCAUAGACCCAAUUGAUCCAGAACCGACACCGAUUAGAAAAGAGUUCACUCUCGAAGACACAUUCCACAGUGUUCAUCAUGGGAAUUCCGAAGGAUUCAAGACAUUGACUGCAUUUCUGUGUCUCAUGCUCUCCGCAUUCCUCAAUUUCUUUUUGCUCACAGUAAUCCAUGACGUCGUUCCCCGACAACCACUCCCUGAUCUCACUUUUAUGAUAAUUCCACAACAAAGAUGGGCUUGGAGUGUUGGAGAUGUACUUUCCACUGUCAGCUCCGUCGUUGCAUUCACCAUCAUCUUUCUUCACCACCAACGUUGGAUUGUUCUCCGCCGCACAUUCCUCCUGGGAGCCAUUAUGUACGGACUUCGCGCUGUGAUUCUUGGCGUGACUUUCCUUCCUCCUUCGUUUCACAACAGGGACGAAAUAUGUCAACCGCAAGUGAAUAGGACUGCAAUGUAUGGGAUGGAGAUUGCGACUCGUUUUCUUACCUACGUUAUCACCCUGGGUCUCACUUCUGGACAAGACAAGAUUCUAUGUGGCGAUCUCAUGUUCAGUGGACAUACCGUUGUGCUUACUAUCAUGUACUUUGUCCAGUUGCAGUACACUCCAAGAGGACUUGUCCUUCUUAGAUACAUUGCCGCACCUAUCACUUUCCUCGGAAUCGCAGCUCUCGUCGUGUCAGGCGGCCACUACACAAUGGACGUGCUGAUUGCAUACUGGUUGACAAGUCACGUUUUCUGGUCUUAUCACCAAAUUUUUGAAAUGAAAAAGGAGGACAGACCCCAGGCGCCGCUGAGUAGACUUUGGUGGUUCUGGCUGUGCUACUGGUUUGAGGCGGAUGUUGCUGACGGGAAAUUGGUGAACAAAUGGAACUGGCCUCUGGAAGGUCCACAGAAAAUGCACGCUAUCAUGAAUCGGAUCAACCUCAAGUUGCAAUAG
This is a messenger RNA of Caenorhabditis remanei, 1191 nucleotides long. RefSeq lists its product as uncharacterized. Gene Ontology annotation, molecular function: sphingomyelin synthase activity; ceramide cholinephosphotransferase activity. The transcript is spliced from 6 exons. Gene Ontology annotation, cellular component: endoplasmic reticulum membrane; Golgi membrane. Gene Ontology annotation, biological process: ceramide biosynthetic process; sphingomyelin biosynthetic process. The record is from RefSeq and is a predicted model, not a curated record. The coding region runs from base 1 to 1191 and encodes 396 amino acids. NCBI's taxonomy places the organism in Eukaryota, Metazoa, Nematoda, Chromadorea, Rhabditida, Rhabditidae.